Molecule: messenger RNA, 1078 nt
Organism: Drosophila miranda
Lineage: Eukaryota; Metazoa; Arthropoda; Insecta; Diptera; Drosophilidae
Product: eukaryotic peptide chain release factor GTP-binding subunit ERF3A-like
Exons: 5
Coding region: 121-639 (172 amino acids)
Biological process (GO): translation
Cellular component (GO): translation release factor complex
Molecular function (GO): translation release factor activity; GTPase activity
Source: RefSeq, a predicted model, not a curated record
AUACCAUUCAUCGACGAACUGCCCUCACUCAAUCGCAAGUCUGACGGGCCCUUCAUCAUGCCCAUUGUCGAUAAAUACAAGGAUAUGGGAACAGUCGUGAUGGGCAAAGUGUAGUCCGGAAUGGCGCGAAAGAGUCAAAAUUUGCUGGUGAUGCCAAACAGGACACAAGUGGCCGUAGAUCAACUGUUCUCCGACGACUUUGAAGUCACAUCUGUUGGUCCCGGCGAGAAUGUCAAGAUCAAGCUGAAAGGCAUCGAGGAAGAGGAUGUCUCGCCUGGUUUUGUACUCUGCGAUGCCACUAAUCCCAUUAAGACGGGAAAAAUCUUUGAUGCUCAGGUCGUUAUAUUAGAACAUAAAUCAAUUAUCUGUGCGGGUUACUCGGCCGUCAUGCACAUACACUGCGCUGCCGAAGAGGUCACAGUAAAGGCCCUCAUCUGUUUGGUCGACAAAAAGUCUGGUGACAAAUCAAAAACACGUCCACGGUUCGUUAAGCAGGAUCAGGUUGCAAUUAUGCGAAUCGAAUGCUCCGGAAUGAUUUGCCUUGAACAGUUUAAGCUCUUCCCACAAGUGGGCCGCUUCACGCUAAGAAAUGAAAACAAAACCAUUGCCAUUGGUAAGGUACUGAAGGUGGUCGAAUAAAUUGAGCCAAGCUACGUUCUAGCGCCCGCCUUUCACUGCGACUUUGGGAAUAGCAUUGCACGCCAGACGAGAGACAACAAAAACGCCACGCUUUCUUCAUAUUUUACAAAAACCCAGGCAGUACACCCCCAUACACCACAUACUGUUCUUUUACGUUUAACAGCAAUAGCAACUGAUUAUAUAUUGAUUAGAGGAAGGUUAUAUAUAGCAAACGACAUCAAUCGCUGAAUCGGAUCCGUUCCCAGAGCCCGUUUUAAUGUGCAUUAUAUUAUCGGGAAAACGGAAAGUUCAUUUACAACCCGGACAGACAUCCAGCUGGGACAAGUGGACAAUGACUCUCCCAUUCAGAGAUCGAAACAGAAAUGGAUUAUAUACGAAACAUAAACUAUAUUGUGUGCAACUAAAAGAAAAUCGGUAGCAAGACCAUUACAAAACAAGA